AUUGAGCAUCAGAAACUAAAAAAUGGGUCACUCUACUUCCAAUCAUGUAUUUAUCAUUCUCAUCUACUUAUUGUUCUCUCUUUCUAGUUUACUGAUCAUACAAUACCCAACUGCACAAGCAUACCAAUAUCGAUACCAUUCUUGUUCUGGUGAUAAUUACACUACUAACGGUACAUUUCAAAAAAAAUCUCAACCUUCUUCAUCCUUCAAUGUCCUUAGCCGGCAAUUCAAGCAUAAAAAAUGGAUACUAUAAUGCCACCGUUGGCCGAAAUCUGGAUACUGUUUAUGGAUCGUUCCAGUGUAGAGGUGAUGUUCCACUAGAUGUGUGUCAAGGUUGUAUCAAAAUCGGUACUAAAGAGAUAAAAGAAAAUUAUAGAUGUCCAAAUUCUAAACAAGCAAUUCUUUGGUAUGAUAUAUGUAUGUUAAGGUAUUCGAAUCAAUCUUACUUUAAUAUUAGGCAGGAUAGACCAGCGGUUUAUUUAGCGAAUACUAGAAAUAUUUCUAAUCCAGAUCAGUUUAGACAAAUUUUAAGUGAUUUCAUGGAUGGUUUAUCAGGAAAAGUUGCGUCCAAUAUUAAUGGCUCUACCAAAUUUGCUACUGGUGAUACACCUUUUACAGAUAUGAUUAAAAUAUAUGGAUAUGUACAGUGUACUGAAGAUAUAUCAUUAAGUGAUUGUAAUCAGGGUCUUCUUUUAUCACUAUCUCAGUUACGGAAUUUGACUGAGGCGUCACGGGGUGGACAAAUUCUCAAACCUAGUUUUAAUGUGAGAUUUGAAAUAUAUCCUUUAUUUCCAUCUAUAACUACUCCCUCACCAUCUCCUGCACCACUGCCUCUCGUAUCCCCGCCUUCUUCAACCAACACAACCACACCGGACGCAAAUGGUAUCAAGUCAUCCAUACUUGUUGUUUGUAUAGUUGUUCCUGCAGUAAUUGUAGCAUUUUGUGCCAUUUCCAUUUGGUUCUUCUGUUUCCAGAGGAAAAAGAAAAGACGGACAGAGUUUUUUGACGAUGUCGAUGAGGAGAUUCAAAGUACAGAAUCUUUGCAAUUCAACUUCAGCACAAUAAGUGCUGCAACAAAUAAUUUCUCUGAAGCUAAUAAACUCGGAGAAGGUGGGUUUGGCCCUGUAUACAAGGGUACACUAUCAAACGAGCAACAUAUAGCGGUGAAGAGGCUAUCCGAACAUUCAGGACAAGGUGACCGAGAGUUCAAAAAUGAAGUUACAUUAGUAGCUAAACUUCAGCACAGAAAUCUUGUGAAGCUUGUUGGUUUCAGUCUAUCCGGUGAAGAAAAGCUACUCAUCUAUGAAUUCAUGCCUAAUGCAAGCCUUGACAAAUUCCUAUUCGACCCAAUAAAAUGUGCACAACUGGAUUGGGAAAGACGGUACAAGAUUAUUAAAGGGGUAGCAGCAGGACUUGUCUAUCUUCAUGAGGAGUCUCGACUUAAGAUUGUCCACCGGGAUCUCAAAGCCAGCAACAUAUUACUGGAUAAAGACAUGAAUCCAAAAAUUGCAGACUUCGGCAUGGCUAGGCUUUUUGUGCUUGAUCAAACUCAAGCAAGUACAAAAAGAAUAGUCGGAACCCAUGGCUACAUGGCUCCUGAGUAUGUAAUGCAUGGAAAAUUUUCUGUGAAAUCAGACGUGUUUAGUUUUGGUGUUUUAGUUUUAGAGAUUCUUAGUGGACGGAGGAACAACGGUUUUCAUAAAUCAGAAAUUGCUCGGGACCUUCUAAGCUACGUAUGGAGACAUUGGAAUGAUGGAUCUGCUAUUGAAAUAUUAGAUCCAACUUUGAAAGACACAUAUUCUAGAAAUGAAGCGGUGAGAUGCAUCCAUGUCGCAUUGCUAUGUGUUCAAGAAAAUGUUGCAGAUAGACCCACAAUGCCCACAGUUGUCCAAAUGCUCAACACCUAUUCGGACAUCAAUACCGACUUACCUUCAGAACCUGCAUUUUUUGCUGAUAGUACGAGACAUCCAAAUCUAGGCAGCAACAGUGGAGAACAAAGAAGCGCGAAGGACGAGUCAAACAUUGAAGCAGGGACAUGGAGCGUGAAUGAACUUACAGUUUCUGAAGUCCACCCUCGAUGAUACAAUCUUGUUCAGUUGUUCUUCUUUUAUUUUAGAAGAAGUUUGGUGUUGUUGUCAGUAAUGCUUUGAAUAAGGAGGGGACGUGUUAGUAGUACUGCACCUAGAAUUGCGCAAUGCUGAGUCGAUUUCCUGUUAUUUCUUACUCUCGUGUUUUCUUUUUUCUUACCCGCCGGAUCAGGAUAUUAUCCGGAUUAAUUGGGGUAUACUCGAUUUUAAGUGAAUUCUAUUAUAGGGUUA
Papaver somniferum (opium poppy) is the source of this 2318-nucleotide messenger RNA. Its product is annotated as putative receptor-like protein kinase At4g00960. The transcript is spliced from 7 exons. NCBI's taxonomy places the organism in Eukaryota, Viridiplantae, Streptophyta, Magnoliopsida, Ranunculales, Papaveraceae. Gene Ontology annotation, molecular function: ATP binding; protein kinase activity. Gene Ontology annotation, biological process: protein phosphorylation. The record is from RefSeq and is a predicted model, not a curated record. Bases 210 to 2081 code for a protein of 623 amino acids.